AUGGCCGCUUGUAUAUCAGCUGUUAAUGGCAGUCGAGGUUUAUGCCUUAUUUUAUUACAUGUGUGUUUUAUACAUCAUUUUAUCAAUCUUCCUGAAACAACAGUAAGUCUCACCGAUGGAGAUACAUUGUAUGCGUCAAGAUAUCUCGCGGAACCGACAUUGGUUGAUGGAGUUUCAUUGAAGGCUUCAACCCUGAAGCGCCAUAGUCAAGCUUGCUAUAAAUUAGGUGUAUUCUACUCGUUUAAAGCUGGUUGUGUUCUUGGUCAAAGGACUGCACUUGUGUUGCUUCUGGUAUACUUAUCAAAUGAUGUUGCUUCUAAUCCUGGGCCUGGUCUAUCCCUAAAGAAUCUUACUAAAUCUAGACGGCUCAAAAUCACUCAUCUUAAUAUCCGAAGCAUCGUGGGCAAAAUGGAUUCACUAAGAAUGCUGUUGAAAGAUAAUCCUCUCGAUAUUUUGACAAUCUCAGAAACCUGGUUAAAACCCACUAUCUCUGAUAAUGAGGUAUCUCUUCUUGGUUACUCGUGUAUAAGAAAUGAUAGAUCGAAUAAAGUUGGCGGAGGAACUAUGAUAUUCAUUCGGGACGGCAUUCCAUACCGCUCAAGAACAGAUUUAAUGAGUGAGGUUUGCAAAUCAAGCUGUAUUGAAGUAGCUAGACCGAAAUGUAAAACGCUCUUGGUGUGGACAGUUUAUAGAGCGCCUGAUGUGAAUCUGGACAUUUUUAUUGAGGAUUUAAGCCAUUCUCUGCUCACAAUAUCUGAGGAUGUUCAUACGAUUUUACUCAGGGAUUUUAAUGUGGAUAUGCAAACUUUGGGAAAGGUUACAAACAAGGAACAAAGGCGUAAACUGUCUAAAUUAUUAUCUAUUCAUAAUUUUGAGCAGUUUAUAGCAGACCCCACAAGAGUUACUGAAACGUCGCCUACAUUGAUUGAUUUAUUGUUCUCGAACAUUACUGAACGUAUUGUUGACCAUGGUGUUUUUCCACUGAACCUUAGCGAUCAUUCAUUAAUAUAUUGUGUCUAUAAAGCUGGUCAAUUUAAAUCUCCGGGGAGAGUAAUAGAGCAUCGUUCAUUUAAACAUUACACUAAACCAGAUUUUAUCAAUGAUCUUAAAUCUGUUGAUUGGUCUUCGAUAACCGCCAACAAAGAUCUAAAUCAAGCAGUUUUUAAGUGGAAUGCAUGUUUCACCACGGUUAUAGACAAUCAUGCUCCGAUUCAAAAGUCACAAAUACGAGGUAUGUCUACACCAUGGAUGAUGGCUGAACUAUCGUCAUUAAUGCAAAAACGUGACUUUCUUCAUAGGAAAGCUAUUAAAUCUAAAUUACCAAAUCAGUGGUCCCAGUACAAAGAUCUCCGGAAUAAAGUUAAUAAGGAAGUAAGAAAAUGUAAAGCCGAAUAUUAUUCAAGGUUAAUUGAGGAUAAUAAAAACAAUUCAAGUACACUUUGGAACACUCUGAACAAAAUUCUUUCACAUAAAGAAACAAAUCCAGUCUCUUGCAUUGAAGCUGAUGGUGUUAUAUAUAGUGAAUCUAAAACCAUUGCUGACAUUUUAAAUCAGCAUUUUAGCAAUGGACAAUGGCUAUCUCACUGGUGCUCUGUUUUUAGACCUAUCAAAGGCCUUUGA
This is a messenger RNA of Paramuricea clavata, 1620 nucleotides long. Lineage: Eukaryota; Metazoa; Cnidaria; Anthozoa; Malacalcyonacea; Plexauridae. The record is from the annotation of a GenBank genome assembly.